Seminavis robusta is the source of this 1773-nucleotide messenger RNA. NCBI's taxonomy places the organism in Eukaryota, Bacillariophyta, Bacillariophyceae, Naviculales, Naviculaceae. The record is from the annotation of a GenBank genome assembly.
AUGGAGUCCAUCCCAUCAAAGCCACUCAGAAACAUGGCAUCUACCUCGCGUACUACCCAACCACCAACCAACGCUGGCCAACACGCCAACACUGGCUCUGACCUUAAUGUGGAUCAACUCGUCUUGGAGCGAGCUUUGGCCGCCAACAGGGGUCAUGCGAACAAGACUGCCGAAGAUAUCAAGCAAGAAGAAUUAUUAAGGAGAGCUGCAGAAAGCAAACCUACGCCUCCACGUCCCAGGCAACAAGUGGCCACGACGCGGAAGAAAGCACCUGCUGUCACCACCAGCCAUGCAACAGUCGAAGAGGACCAGCGGCAAAAGGACGAAGCUGCCUUGAUGCAAAUUGUCGCGCAACGUUCGGCUUCUGCCAACAAAGAAGAGGCAGACUUGACAGCUAGGAUCAUCGAGAGCAAGACGGCUGCUAUUGCCACGGAAGCCAAAGGAAAUCCUGAUGAUUAUGUUUCCGAAAAGGGAGAUGCCAUCGAUUUGCUGGCCAUUGCCGCACGAAGAAGCGUCGAUGGUACUGUGACAUCACAAGAUAAUGUUCCUUCAGGUACUGCUGGUGAUGCUCCAAACCCACCCAAUGAUAUUGAAUACGAUAACGAAACUGGGAGACCCUUGGUCAAGGAUAGGAUGCCAGCAGGUUCGGUUGCUCCUGGUGCCUACUCUGGGGCGCCUGGUGCCGAGUAUCAAGCUUUGGAACCUGUGAGAUUGGAUGUUCUGGGAUCGUCGGAUAUGAGUCCAGCACAAGGACAGGCAGAGCCAAGUACCGUUGAUACUAGCGGAAUGCCAACAACCGGUGGUGCUACUCUGGUUAGGUCUGGAGGCGAAUCGGAUGAUCCUGCUGAGACCGCGGUAAAAGACAACGCCGACAGCAAGAAAAACCCAAUGAUGAUUGGAGCAGUUGUUGUGUUUCUCUUUUUGGUGAUCGUUCUUGCCAUUGCCAUUCCACUAGCUGUUCGAGGGGGGGGAACGGAUGGUCCUGAAGCGCAGAGUACGAAUGAGGAAGGUGAGGUAGAUCUAUUUCUCCCAACACGAGCACCAGACACCGACAUGGAAGCGUAUCUGUUAAGUCUUGUUCCGGAGGAAACUGCUGAGGUGAUUGCUGUUUCCCAGCAAUUGGAAGUUUCAGGAAACAAAACAGCUGCCCCAGCUUCGCUGUCACCCCCAGUGGAGGCGUUCCGUUGGAUGCUGGAACAUCAAUCCCUGAUCGAAUAUUCUGAUGCCCGUCUGCUUCAGCGAUUCAGUCUGGCUACACUAUACUACACAACCGAGGGCCAGGCGUGGACACGUGGAGGCCAGUGGCUGUCGUUUGAUCAGCAUGAAUGCAGCUGGGAUGAACGAGUGAUUGAGUGUGAGGGGAUGUGGGAAGAAGACAACUAUUUUGGCGGUGUGGUCACGGCCAUCAAGCUUUUGAGAAAUAGGCUGGAAGGAAGCAUUCCUAAUGAGCUUUCCCUGUUGUCCAAUGUUGGUGUUGUGGAUUUGUCAGGGAAUGAGCUAAAAGGAUCCAUGCCCUACACAAUCGGAAACAUGAAUAAUCUGACUAGCCUUGUUCUGGACGACAAUCAGCUUUCAGGUCAAAUUCCAAGUGAGAUGGGUCUUUUGACCAGCCUUCGCAGGUUCUCUGCACAGGAUAACAGUUUGAACGGCACAUUAGCACCUGAGCUCGGCGAUAUGAUUGAUCUUUCGGACCUUGUACUGUCGAGGAAUCAGAUAAGUGAAUCAAUUAUGGAGAAGCAUACCUUCGUCUUUUGGGCAGCUGAAAGCCCUUAG